Molecule: messenger RNA, 1116 nt
Organism: Penicillium bovifimosum
Lineage: Eukaryota; Fungi; Ascomycota; Eurotiomycetes; Eurotiales; Aspergillaceae
Exons: 2
Coding region: 1-1116 (371 amino acids)
Source: RefSeq, a predicted model, not a curated record
AUGAACACACCGACUCAUAUCAUAGAUCCAGACGGCGAAGUGAUCAUAAUAUUGCGCAAUGCAGACUGUCCUUUUGCACAGCCGGCUGAAACACCUACUAGUGGGGACUCUGACCAGGGGUUGGAUGGUGAAGCUCAAAGUCCUGUUGAAUUGAGUAAGGCCCAAUUACAGAGUCUCGAGGAAAAGACCCUAAAGAAAGGGAAGCUCGACGCGAAUUUAACCGCUCCUGAGUCCACUUCGCCAAAUGAAGAGCCUGCUGCCGAAGAAGACCUUGCUGCAUCACCAGACCUGGAUUGCUUACGUAUUCAGGUGUCUGCGAAGCAUUUGAUGUUUGCCUCCCCGGUCUUUAAAAGAAUGCUGACUGGUGGUUGGAAGGAAAGCAUCCUUUACGCUCAAAAAGGCUCAGUUGAGGUCACUGCAGAAAGCUGGGAUGUCGAAGCACUCUUGAUUCUACUUCGGGCUAUUCAUGGCCAAUACCACCUUGUACCCCGAGAGCUGACCCUUGAGAUGCUCGCCAAAGUUGCUGUUAUAACAGACUACUAUGGAUGCAAGGAAACUCUGUGUCUCCUGACAGAUGUGUGGAUCAAGAACCUGAAGGAGAAUAUUCCUGCCACGGUCAAUCGGGAUUUGAUUUUAUGGCUAUGGAUUUCCUGGUUUUUCCAACUUCCUUCCCAAUUCAAAUCAUCAACUUCGAUUGCAAUGUCAGGAAGCAACGGUUGGAUUGAUAGUUUGGGACUUCCGAUCUCCGACAAGGUCAUAGAUUCGAUGAACGAACGUAGAGAGAAGGCCAUCAGCAACGUAAUUGCCCGCCUCUAUGAAACACGCGAUGCCUUUUUACAUGGUACCAUAGGCUGUAGUUUCGAAUGCCGCUCAAUCAUGUACGGGGCUCUUUCUAUACAGAUGCAGUCAAACAACCUGCUUUCGCCGAAGCCUGAAACUCCUUUCCUGGAUUUAAAUUGCAAUUGUCUUGUGCGGACGGUAAAGGCAUUCAAAUCGCCAGAAUGGUGGGACGACGACGACGACGAACACGCAUGCUAUGACUCCUCCCUCCCAUCCCUAUUCAGCGAACUGGAGGAUUCUCUUGGGGGGUUACAACUGAAUGAGUUCACUGCGUGA